UUGUGUAUACACACCCAUUGCUUGGCUCAGUUUGACAGCAGAACUGCAGGGAGAGUCUAAACAGACUGUAGGUGUGCAGAUACAGUGGAGUGAUACGAUCUCCACAUGGAACGCCGGUUGAUGACACUGCUGCUGUUUCAGGCAGUAUGGAAUGGUGUUCUUGCAAAAAAACACUUGGUGAAUAAAAGAGGACUCAUUGAAUUAUACAGAACCGUAAAAUGUGGUACCAGCCGAUUUUCUUUAGCCUAUGUAGGUUACGGAUGCUAUUGCGGUCCAGGAGGAAGCGGAUGGCCCAAGGAUGAAACAGAUUGGUGCUGCCAUAGACAUGACUGCUGUUAUGACUUUGCACAACGACAAGGCUGUCACCCCAUAACAGACAGAUAUAAGUGGACUUGUCAGAACAAUACUGUGAUAUGCGAUACUGUCCUAGACAGAUGUCAAAACAUAAUUUGCCAGUGCGACAAAGAAGCAGCUUGGUGUUGGAGAUUUGCACCAUUCAAUAAGAGCUACAUCUUCUGGCCAAAUUAUCUUUGUGGCCGAAUAUCUCCUUCAUGUGGCUAUAGGAUUUAAUAGAUUAUUAUAAUAAACAAUUUAAAACUGUUGAGUUUUUUUAAUAUUAGGGUCUUUUUCUGCACAUUUUUCAACUUAAAGGCUAUAAGUUUCCUAAUCUUUUACACUUUUCCAGCUUCUGAAAUUAUGAAUCAUACUUUGGAAUUCUGCAAAUAUCUAAACUACCAGUUGAUGGCAGCAGAGAAACCUAACAUUCCUGCCCUCUGAGGAUCAUCAGCUAGAUACAGAGAAGUUCCAUUGUUGCAGAAUUAUUUACUUAGAAAUAUAUGCUGUGGAAAAUGUGCAUAUGAACAUUUAAACGUGUUACUAAAUUGCAUCUACCAAUUUAAGAAGCUAACAUGAUAAAAUAUAUGUUUACCAUAUGAUUUCAUUCUGUUUAGAAAAUCAAUAUAAUUUUAUACAAAUAUCAAAUCUUCUUU
Messenger RNA from Pseudonaja textilis, 989 nucleotides. Its product is annotated as phospholipase A2-like. Gene Ontology annotation, molecular function: calcium ion binding; phospholipid binding. The record is from RefSeq and is a predicted model, not a curated record. Lineage: Eukaryota; Metazoa; Chordata; Lepidosauria; Squamata; Elapidae. Gene Ontology annotation, biological process: phospholipid metabolic process; arachidonate secretion; lipid catabolic process.